GCCUGCGCCUGCCAGGCUCUCACAGCUGUUGGGUGCUGCGCAGGGCUGACUGGAUCCUGCGCGAUGCAGCGGCUGCAGGUGGUGCUGGGCCACCUGAAGGGUCGGCCCGACUGUCGUGCGGAGCCGGAGCUUCAGGCCACACGAGGCUGGGGCGGCGCCGGGCGCGCCGAGGAUGUGGUGGUGGUGCACGGGCGGCGCACGGCCAACGGCCGAGCGGGCCGCGGCGGCUUCAAGGACACCACCCCUGACGAGCUGCUGUCGGCCGUCAUGACCGCGGUUCUCCAGGACGUGAAGCUGAGCCCGGCCCAGCUGGGGGACAUCUGCGUGGGAAAUGUGCUUCAGCCAGGGGCCGGGGCAGUGAUGGCCCGAAUUGCUCAGUUUCUGAGUGACAUCCCAGAAACUGUGCCUUUGUCCACUGUCAAUAGACAGUGUUCGUCGGGGCUCCAGGCAGUGGCCAGCAUAGCUGGUGGCAUCAGAAAUGGGUCUUAUGACAUUGGCAUGGCAUGUGGGGUGGAGUCCAUGUCCAUGGCGGACAGAGGGAACCCCGGGAACAUUACUUCACGCUUGGUGGAGAAGAAGAAGGCCAGAGACUGCCUGAUUCCUAUGGGAAUCACCUCCGAGAAUGUGGCUGAGCAGUUCGGCAUCUCACGAGAGAAGCAGGACACCUUUGCCUUGGCUUCCCAACAAAAGGCAGCCAAGGCCCAGAGCAAGGGCUGUUUCCAAGCUGAGAUUGUGCCUGUGACCACCACGGUCCAUGAUGACAAGGGGACUGAGAGGCGCGUCACCGUGGCUGAGGAUGAGGGCAUCCGCCCCAGCACCACCAUGGAGGACCUAGCCAAACUGAAGCCUGCAUUUAAGAAGGGCGGCUCUACCACAGCUGGAAACUCUAGCCAGUUGAGUGAUGGAGCAGCUGCCAUCCUGCUCGCCCGGAGAUCCAAGGCAGAAGAGUUGGACCUUCCCAUCCUUGGGGUCCUGAGGUCCUACGCAGUGGUUGGGGUCCCACCUGACAUCAUGGGCAUUGGACCUGCCUAUGCCAUCCCUGUAGCUUUGCAAAAAGCAGGGCUGACGGUGAAUGACGUGGACAUCUUUGAGAUCAACGAGGCCUUUGCAAGCCAGGCUGUCUACUGUGUGGAGAAGCUGGGACUCCCCCCUGAGAAGGUGAACCCUCUGGGGGGCGCCGUGGCCUUAGGCCACCCACUGGGCUGCACUGGGGCCAGGCAAGUCAUCACACUGCUCAACGAGCUGAAGCGCCGCAAGAAGAGGGCAUACGGGGUGGUGUCCAUGUGCAUCGGGACCGGAAUGGGAGCCGCUGCUGUCUUCGAGUACCCUGGGAACUGAGUAAGGCCCAGGCUAGAAGCGCCACCCAGUCCUACUCUGGCAACAACAAGAAAGCAACACUACAGAAGUGGAGCGGGAAAUUCAGCUCUGGUGGUGGGAGCAAUGGGCAAAUUGAGGCACUUCAACUAAUUUGAAAAUGUGAAUACUGAUGACACAGUAGAGGAGAGGGUGAGGCACUGAGCUGCCUUCUGCUAGGCCUCCUCUGGCCGGGCCACCCUGUGUGAUUCCUGCGAGGUGGGGCCUGGUGGAUGAUAAGUAAAUGAGUUCCUCUUA
Molecule: messenger RNA, 1611 nt
Organism: Manis javanica (Malayan pangolin)
Lineage: Eukaryota; Metazoa; Chordata; Mammalia; Pholidota; Manidae
Gene: ACAA1
Product: acetyl-CoA acyltransferase 1
Biological process (GO): fatty acid beta-oxidation; phenylacetate catabolic process
Cellular component (GO): peroxisome
Molecular function (GO): acetyl-CoA C-acyltransferase activity
Source: RefSeq, a predicted model, not a curated record